AUGGCAAAUCACAUUGACUUGUUGCCAGAAGACAUUUUGCUCAAAAUGGUUGUCGAGAAGGUAGCUACUAGUUCUUUUGUCAACUUUUUCAACAUGCAAGCCACCGAUACACGAUUUCGAAAACUCAGUAAUAACCCCGAUGUUCUGAAAAAAGUUAGUUUCGAGGAUUAUCCCAAGAUCUUAUGGGAACCAAACCAAAAUAUAUUGCAUUUUUUGAAACGCUUCGAGGUAAGCGGAAAUCUCGAAGUCUUGUUCAGUCAAGGCUUGCGUGAAUUUUUUGAUUGGCCAGUUGGAAAUAUUAGCGGUCUCCGUAAAUUUAAGAUUGCUGCCGAAAGUGGUUACAAACCGGCGAAGUAUGUGUAUGGAAUGAUAAAGUUAUGUUCUGAAAAUAACGAGUCAAGGAAAGAAGGGAUUGACCAUACAGAGUCGGGGGACAUAGUUGAUUGCGUUGAUAUUAGUAAACAACCAGCUUUUGAUCAUCCUUUAUUGAAAUAUCAUAAGUUACAGAGAAAACCAAAUUCAGAAAGAAUAAUUACCGAAACAAGUGUAAAGAAUUCUUCAACCAAAUCUGUCUAUUGGCUUGAGAAUGUUCGGUGUCCAAAAGAAACGGUUCCUAUUCGAAGGAUAACCAAAUCUGAUCUUAUUAGAGGCAACUCUGUAUUCAAUGAUCAUAACCUAAUUCAAUCCAUUGUUCAUGAAGCUUAUGUGACCAAUUCAGUAGUGCAAGAUAUCCAUGGAAUUAAGGGAACUACUAGUAUUUAUAAUCCAAAAGUUGAUAAGGGUCAAUCAAGUGCAGGUCAUUUAUUCAUUCAAAAUGCUUUUGAAGAUGCUACUAAUAAAAUCGUAGUUGGUUGGCAUGUAUCUCCAAAUUUAUACAAUGAUGAUCAUUCAACUUAUUUCUACUCGUUAUGGACAUCAGAUAAUUUCAAAAGUACGGGAUGCUACAAUAUGUUAUGCAACGGUUUCGUUCAAACAGACACAUCAUAUUACCUUGGUUCACGUAUACGUAAAACAUCUACCUAUGAGGGAGAGAUGAUUGAGAUGCAAAUUUCUCUUAAUAAGGAUCCAAAAACCCAUAAUUGGUGGUUGACAGUGGCAGGUAAGACAAUUGGAUAUUUUCCAGCCGCUUUAUUUCCCAACAUGGAUAAACUUACCGGAAUAGGAUGGGGUGGGUUAACAUUAACUCCGGCGGGUACUACUAGUCCUCCAAUGGGAUCCGGACAUUUUCCUGAUAAAGAUUUCAUUCAUGCGAGUUAUUUUAGAGAUGUUGGAGUUCAAGUUGAUGAUUCUGGAAAAUAUUACCAACCAAAUGGAGAUGGAUACUCUGAAAAAUUUAACUGUUAUGGUGUUGAAUACUAUGGAGAUCAAGGAGAAGAAUUUGGGUAUUCUCUUCAAUUUGGAGGACCAAGUUGCAACAAUUAA
Trifolium pratense (red clover) is the source of this 1422-nucleotide messenger RNA. RefSeq lists its product as uncharacterized. The coding region runs from base 1 to 1422 and encodes 473 amino acids. The record is from RefSeq and is a predicted model, not a curated record. Lineage: Eukaryota; Viridiplantae; Streptophyta; Magnoliopsida; Fabales; Fabaceae. The transcript is spliced from 7 exons.